Messenger RNA from Toxotes jaculatrix (banded archerfish), 2290 nucleotides. RefSeq names its product pleckstrin homology-like domain, family A, member 1 (gene phlda1). Gene Ontology annotation, molecular function: phosphatidylinositol phosphate binding. The transcript is spliced from 2 exons. NCBI's taxonomy places the organism in Eukaryota, Metazoa, Chordata, Actinopteri, Toxotidae. Gene Ontology annotation, biological process: positive regulation of apoptotic process. The coding region runs from base 172 to 633 and encodes 153 amino acids. The record is from RefSeq and is a predicted model, not a curated record.
GCCUCCUCACUACAGCCGACACUACUCAGCACCGCAGUCACAGCAGCAUCUCAUGCCUUCACCUGCUCCGGGAUAGACAGCCGUCCAUCUGUCCACCUAUCCAUCUGUCCCUCCGUCCAUCGGUCUAGUAAAGCAGUCAGGAAGGUGGAAGCCUGAAGCGCCCAGGUGAAGAUGCUGGAAAACGGGAGGAAGGUGUUCAAGGAGGGUCUGCUAGAGAAGCGGAGCGACGGGCUGCUGCAGCUCUGGAAGAAGAAGCACUGCGUCCUGACCGAGGACGGCGUGCUGCUGCUGCCGCCCAAGCAGCACGACCACCCGCAGCACCAUCAGCCGCACCACGGCGGCGGGGACACGGGCAAAGUCAAGGAGCUGCACUUCGCCAACAUGAAGACGGUGGACUGCGUGGAGCGGAAAGGCAAGUACGUCUACUUCACGGUGGUCAUGACCGAGGGGAAGGAGAUCGACUUCAGGUGCCCGCAGGACGAGGGCUGGAACGCGGAGAUCACCUUGCAGAUGGUCCAGUACAAGAACCGGCAGGCGAUCCUGGCCGUCAAGUCCACCCGGCAGAAGCAGCAGCUGCUCGUCGUGCAGAUGCCCGGUCAGAAGACGGUCCGCAGCUCGCCAAACGUUGCGUGACCUGCGGCGAGUCCCGCGGACAUUGGUGCGCCAUUAGCGGUUAAUUGGACACUCAGCUGGAGGAUGAAUAUCGACCCGGGCUGCAUCUUCCCCCGCCGCUUCGCCAUCGAGCUCCAUUCUCCAGGAGAAUCCCUCUUCCAUGUAGUGGUUUCCACAGCCCAGUGCCCCGUCCCUUUUCAAUACAGACACUUAUUUCACAAAAGACUGAUGGACAAAAAGCAUGUGAGAAAACAGCUGUAUUCUACCGUGCGAUGGGUUUAUCCCUUAUUUAUUAGAUGUGUAUAUAUCUUUUCUAUUAAAAAAAAAAAAAGUGUUAUGUUGUUGAUGAAUGUUCAGUGUGGUUGUUGAUAGAGCGGAACAGGAAAUGCUUGCUCGGAGGUUCACAGCCUACAUAUCACCCAUCGCGUCCGCUGGGAAUAAGCUUUCAUGUGUAGUCAUCUUAGGACGGUUGCUGUAGGUUAGUCGAAUCAUUUCCUUAUUGGUGACAUGUGUCCCAUGUUUUCAUUUUCCAACUGAACCAAAGAAUCAUUUCAUUGCAUUUCACUCUCUUGUGCAGUGUUACACCUCAGAAUAUACUCUACGAAAACACUAUAGAUACUGUAUAUGAUGAGAUACCUGCUCGACAUAUACAUGAGUUGUUUUAAGUGCUUGAUUUAUGAAUGAGUAUUUUCACCGUGUACAUCAGUCACUCUCCAUCAUUUUAUUUGGCUUUAUCAAAAGCUAUCUGUUGCUUUCUCGUGAGUCUUAAAUCAGAGUGAGAUCCAUGCUUAGGACCCUCAGCUUGCUUUCAGUGGUUACAGAGAAGAGCUUAGUUGUACUAAGUAACAUGCACAGUGGAGUUUUUGUCAUACUGCUGCAAGGUUUUUACAUCCUCUCUAUCUCUCAGAAAACGAUGACUCGUGUCGUUGUGUAGAGUUCCAUUCUCCAGUAGUGUGUAAUGUCCCUUGGCUUCAAAAUGGCAAAGACCGAAAAGUUUUGUGGACAAAAUAAACAUGUUUCCGGUAGUUAGCUAGCUGCUGAUCUUCCAAUAUCAUGAACACAGUGGACUUUGUGUUUUGACUUGAAAUGCUACAAGGCAAUUCAAGCUUGUCAAAUAGCUAAAUUAACUUUUGCUAAACCCACUGAUCCAUUUGCUAAAUCAUGAAACUCUCUCUCUGAUCUGCAAGGUGCGUAUUUUAAGGCAUGAAGUGAUUUUCAUGAGAAAAUAACAGGCCAAACAAUAUGAUUGUUGUAAAAUGUCAGAAGGUGGUGAUACACAGGCCAACGUUUAGUGGGACGUGACAGCUAACUGUCAGAAAUUGCCUCGGUGUUGUACAGUUCAUGAUGGAGGGUUGUCUUUCUGUCAGGAAACAUUUCAUUUCACUGUGGAUCAUGUUGUUUCCUGUUUGCUGGAAGCGUUUCCCACUGCUUUCCCCUCUCGCCAGAGUAUCGCCGCCAAACCAACACAUGCCUCUGUGUUGCUGUCAUCUCCCACACAGGGUAAUAGCUGUGCCCUUUAUCUAAUGCAACUGGUGUGAUGCUUCUCUGACAUACCUUCCUGUUGCCAUCAUUACACGCACACACACACACACACAGUUAUAGCUGCGCCCUUUGUAGCCACUGUCCAAUUUCUUAUUUCAACGUGAGAUCUAUUUUCAUACCUUGAAAAGAUACAUUC